CCCUCAGCCCUCAUCGACAUACCACGGUGAGGCGCAACCUGAGCUCGGCAUCUUCCACGCUGAGCCCCUCUCCCUCCUCCAGCUGAGUCCCGGGGAAGAGGGGGACGAUGACACCUAACGGGGGACCGUGUACACCGAGAUCGACACGUUCUUACCAACUUCGACAUGUCUUACGAACAGAGGCCGAGCGGCCCUGGGAGUUGAUUCGCGCCUCACUGCUUUUUCUUAGUUUCCUUCACUGGGGACAUGUGGAACACCCUUCGGUGGGAGAACUAACUCUGCGUAGCGAACGGACCGGUCCCAGGCAGUCGGCUGAGACCAGACGGUCGAGGGGAUAUUCUCUAAAGGGAAGAUACGAGUCUGACGAUACCCUUGCAUGGCCCUGCCACUCAAUCCAAAACCGCACGACCUUUCGCGGCUCACAACCGCGUCUCGUACCGCUUAUCCACGCGAGUGUAGUACUGUUCACCGCCGCGCAAAACGUCUCUUUUCCCUUCUCUUCCUUUUUUUUCUAUCGGUGGACAGAGGAAACGGCAUGGCCAACAGUGGCUGGCACUCCUCGCCCGCGGCGCGCUGCCACCCAAUCUCUGGGCCAGACAUGCCAUCAAAAAAAACCAAAAUGAAACCCCCUCCCCCCAUGCAGGUCUCGCUCGUGAAGGUCCUCCAUUGGCCCAGCCCCUCGUUGUCAUCCAAGAUGUAAGCCCCGAAGGGGGAAGGAGGACCGAGGCGUCUGCUGUGCGUUCGCGGUGACAGUUAAAUACGCUCUCCUUCCCCGCCCCUGGU
Messenger RNA from Colletotrichum navitas, 783 nucleotides. RefSeq lists its product as uncharacterized. Bases 108 to 623 code for a protein of 171 amino acids. The transcript has a single exon. NCBI's taxonomy places the organism in Eukaryota, Fungi, Ascomycota, Sordariomycetes, Glomerellales, Glomerellaceae. The record is from RefSeq and is a predicted model, not a curated record.